Salarias fasciatus (jewelled blenny) is the source of this 1339-nucleotide messenger RNA. RefSeq names its product calcium/calmodulin-dependent protein kinase type 1D-like. NCBI's taxonomy places the organism in Eukaryota, Metazoa, Chordata, Actinopteri, Blenniiformes, Blenniidae. Gene Ontology annotation, molecular function: ATP binding; protein kinase activity. The record is from RefSeq and is a predicted model, not a curated record. Gene Ontology annotation, biological process: protein phosphorylation. The coding region runs from base 66 to 1295 and encodes 409 amino acids. The transcript is spliced from 12 exons.
GGACAGCAGCGCUCGGCAGCCUCCACACCGCUCCUCAGGAGUCUUACGGCGCCGUCAGAGCCGACAUGGGGCGGAAAGAGAUCGUCUGCAGCUGGAAGAAAAGCACCAACAACAUCAAGGAUGUGUUCGACUUCAAGGGGAAGAUGGGCUCCGGCUCUUUUUCAGAAGUGUAUAUGGUGAGAGAGAAGAAAACGGGGAAGCUGUACGCCCUGAAAUGUCUGAAGAAGAAGCACCUCACUCACAGCAACCUGGAGAACGAGAUCAAUGUUCUGAAAAGGAUAAAGCACGACAACGUGGUGGGCCUGGAGGACUUCUAUGAGAGCAGAACUCACUACUACCUGGUCAUGCAGCUGGUUUCAGGAGGGGAGCUGUUUGAUCGCAUUCUAGAUAAAGGAGUUUACACAGAGAAAGACGCCAGUAAAGUGAUCAAGCAGGUGCUGCAGGCCGUCAGCUACCUGCACGAAAACAGCAUCGUGCACAGAGACCUGAAGCCAGAGAACCUCCUGUACUACAACACAGACGAGAACGCCAAGAUCAUGGUGAGCGACUUCGGCUUGUCCAAGACGCUGGAGCACGGCGUGAUGUCCACGGCGUGCGGCACUCCAGGAUACGUUGCUCCGGAGGUUUUGGCUCAGAAGCCGUACAGCAAGGCGGUGGACUGCUGGUCCAUCGGAGUCAUCACCUACAUCCUGCUGAGCGGCUACCCUCCGUUCUUCGAGGAAAACGAGACGCGCCUGUUUUCAAAGAUCAUGAGAGCCGACUACGCCUUCCACUCCCCCUUCUGGGACGACAUCUCGGAGUCCGCCAAAGACUUCAUCAGGAGCAUGAUGGAGAAGAACCCCACCAAGCGCUUCACCACCGAGCAGGCGCUCCGACACCCGUGGAUCGCCGGCGACUCGGCUAAAGACCUGGACAUUUACCAGUCUGUGUGUGAGCAGAUGGAGAAGAACUUCGCCAAGUCCAGGUGGAGGCAAGCGCUGCACGCCACCUCCGCCAUCAACCACAUGAAGAAGCUGCAGCUGUCGCACUGCGAGUCCCCCCCCUCCCCCGACGCCGACGCCGCGGCGCCCGACGCCGCCCACCCCCUGGACCCCAACGGGAACCCGGUGCUGCGCUGCCCCGGGCCCGAGGACGGCCAGGCUGUGUGUCCGCCGCUGAGGGCCAGCCACAGCGAGCCGGGGGACGUCCACACCUUCCACUCCGACAGCGACGCCCCCUACAGGCCGUCCAGCAGCGUGAACGGCGUCGGGCAGAGGGACCAGCCUCUGCAGUCUGGAGUGUGUUCCCUCAUGUGAUUGGCUGCUGGGCCGCCGGACCUGACCCCCAUGCAGGUGAAGGG